GCUUACCUACGUAUCUCGAUCGCGGAAUAGAUAGCUAACUUAACUUCGUCGUAGCUUACAGAUGGUGCCAUCUGGUCUGCCUUGGGCACAUCAGUAGGAUUCACACUCUUUAUCGCCAUCGCUUUCUCGUUCGUUCGACCAUAUAAUUCCGUUGUCUAUGCACCGAAGCUGAAACAUGCCGACGAAGAGCAUGCACCACCUCCGAUUGGCAAGGGAUUUCUUGCGUGGCUCCCGCCAUUAUGGAAGACGAGUGAGAAAGAUAUGAUAUCCCAUGCCGGCAUGGACGCCGCCAUAUUUAUAAGAUUCACAACCAUGUGCCGCAAUAUCUUUCUCGUGCUUGGUGUCGUCGGAUGUGGAAUUCUCCUCCCCAUCUUCUACACUCUUAAUAGCGACAAGACAGGCAGCCAGAAAUGGUUCAUGAGAUUGACACCUUCCAAUGUCAGCGAUCAACCUGUCUGGGCAAUUGUGGUAACAAGUUAUAUAUUUAACUUCGUCAUCAUCGGGUUUCUGUGGUGGAACUAUAGGGAAGUUCUGAAGCUCAGACGAGUGUAUUUUGAGACCAAAGAGUACCAGCAAAGUUUAUCCGCCCGGACCCUAAUGUUGAAUGAUAUUCCCCGGAAAUAUGCCAGCGAUGAAGGUAUUGCGAGAAUUAUCGACGAUGUUAUUCCACAUGCUUCAUUUGCUAGGACAGCCGCUGCUCGCAACGUUAGGGACUUGCCCAAUCUGAUCCAGCAGCACGACCAUACCGUUCGAAAGCUCGAAAAAGUGUUGGCCAUAUAUCUCAAAGACCCCCAAAACUUGCCGGCUGCUCGGCCAGUAUGCUAUCCUUCCAAGAAGGACCCAUCAUACAGCACUUAUCCGAAAGGACAGAAGGUUGAUGCUAUUGAAUACCUCACCCAGCGAAUAAGGGAACUUGAAAUAGAAGUGAAAGAGGCCCGAGCCAAUAUUGAUAAACGCAGUAGUUUAUCAUACGGUUUUGCCAGUUACGACGACAUUUCCGAAGCCCACAGUAUCGCAUAUGCCCUGCGCAAGAAGAAGCCUCAAGGUGCUACCGUCGUCUUAGCUCCGAGACCAAACGACAUCAUAUGGGAUAACAUGCCCCUUACCCCGGCGACGCGAAGUUGGAGAAGGAUUAUGAUCAACUUUUGGAUUGCCAUACUGACGAUGAUCUGGAUUGCGCCUAGUGCUAUGAUUGCUAUUUUCUUAGUCAAUCUGAGUAACUUAGGCUUGGUUUGGCCUGCCUUUCAGAAACAGUUAUCCGGCAAUACUGGGUUCUGGUCCAUUGUUCAAGGUGUGGCGUCUCCAGCCAUUUUAUCUCUGGUCUACCUAGUGCUUCCUAUUAUCUUCCGUCGACUUGCAAUUAGAGCUGGUGAUCGCACGAAGACCGGACGCGAGCGCCAUGUCGUUGCUAAGUUAUACGCUUUCUUCGUCUUCAACAACCUAAUCGUCUUCUGUCUUUUUAGCACUAUCUGGAAUUUGGUUUCGUCUGUUGCUAGCGACCCGCAGAAGGCUUGGGAUACGCUAUCAAAUUUUGGCAUAACCCUCUUUAUCUCGUUGUGUGAUAUCUCAUCAUUCUGGGUUACCUGGCUAUUGCAGAGGAACUUGGGUGCUGCCAUCGAUUUAGCCCAGCUGUGGACCUUCAUCUACAGCUUCUUCAUGCGCAAAUUCUCGAGUCCCACGCCGAGGGAGAUGAUCGAAUUAACGGCACCUCCGUCCUUCGAUUAUGCCAGCUACUACAACUACUUUUUGUUCUACUCCACCGUCGCUUUAGGAUUUGGCUGCCUCCAGCCCCUUGUUCUUCCGGCUGCAGCAUUAUACUUCUCUAUCGAUGUAUGGUUGAAGAAGUACCUGUUGCUUUACAUCUUUGUGACGAAGACAGAGUCUGGCGGGAUGUUCUGGCGAGUCCUAUUCAAUCGCUUCGUCUUUGGCACCAUACUUUCCAAUAUGGUGGUCUUCCUAACAGCUUGGGUGCAUGGUGACGGACUCCACACGAUGGCCUUUGCAGCCAUUCCUUUACCGUUUAUUAUGGUAAUCUUCAAACUGUACUGUUCUCGAACAUUCGAUGCCAAGAUCCUUUUCUAUUCGACUCGCAACAUCCAAAAACAUCCUGAAGGGACUCUGCAGAAGGAACCAUUACGCUCAGCUGGACUCGCUCAUCGCUUUGGUCAUCCCGCUCUUUACAAGCCUCUCAUCACACCAAUGGUACACGCAAAGGCUCAGAAUAUUCUAGCUUCCAUAUACAAAGGGCGUCUAACGGAUGGCCGCGAAGCUUACUCUGGAGAUACGAUGUCUACAUCUGGCUAUUCAGAUGCUUACAUCCUGAAUCCAAUGAAUGCUGGUAAACCUGGGAAAAUGGCGGGCAUACCGGGAUUUGAAAUAGUGCCAGAAUCAAGGCUUGACUUCGAGUAUUACAAGACACGUUCCGAAUUUGCAGCCGACCAUGGUGGCGGCGAUAUCUUUGGUCGUUCCAAUGAUGUUAUCCGCCCCGGGACGCCAGGUAGCUUAUGGAAUGGGAGCGAGCCAAUGUCUAGAUCGGGAAGUCCGACGAUUCCAAGCAUUCACAGCCCAGGAUUAAUGAGCAGAGCGUAUUCACCUAGUUCUGACGCAGGGAUGACUUAUCCAAGCGGAUACAACCAACCCUUAGGCAACCCUUACGCCCCUGAACCUACUAUCAGUCGAUCGCGCAGCCCAUUGUAUGCGCAUACAAACGAGAGUGGAUCCAACCUGGUAGGAAAUGCUGCAGCGAUGCCAAUGGCUGCUCCUGCCAGGGCACCAGGUGGUGUAGGAAUGUUAGGCGGCGGCCCGCGGGGUUACGGUGGUCUGCCUCAGGAAGAGGACCUCGGGCCGCCCGAACAGGAUCCUAUGCAAUAUAAUUAUUUCCGAGAAGCAAGGACUUCACGCAGGUAUUAGGGGUAAUUAAUUUCCGAUGAGAACGACUGUACAUAUAACUCGGCGCAAGAAAAAGCGGGUUUGGAUAUAGAGGCUUUCGGCGACUCAGGUGCGGCGUUUCUGGCUGAAGAAAGUUAGCCACGGUGACGUCGACCCACGAUGACUUUUCUAAUAUUAAGUUAUAGGCUAUAAUAGAAAGAGAUGCACGAUAACGACUUGAUCUUUUUGGAUAGAUGGGACUCGGGCCUCAUUUAUAGCGGCUAACUUGGCUUAUAAUAUGCAAGCAGGGAGAGUAGCCGACGUGCCCUAAGGGC
This is a messenger RNA of Daldinia decipiens, 3203 nucleotides long. Its product is annotated as DUF221-domain-containing protein. Gene Ontology annotation, molecular function: calcium-activated cation channel activity. The record is from RefSeq and is a predicted model, not a curated record. The transcript has 2 exons. Gene Ontology annotation, cellular component: plasma membrane. NCBI's taxonomy places the organism in Eukaryota, Fungi, Ascomycota, Sordariomycetes, Xylariales, Hypoxylaceae. The coding region runs from base 262 to 2910 and encodes 882 amino acids.